AUUGUUAUUUUGGAUUCAUAGUACAUGCUUAUUCUUUUAUGUUUGCACGGGCAGUACGAUCGUUUGGAACUGAAGGAAGGAAAAAGGAUGGUCUCCAAGUACCCCAAGUGAUAAAGUUUGAGUACAUAUUGUUCCGUGGGAGUGACAUUAAGGAAUUACAGGUUAAAUCUUCACCACCUGCACAUCCUACCCCACCCAUAAAUAAUGAUCCCGCAAUUAUCCAGUCUCACUUUCCACCCCCAGUUUCAACUGCUACAAGCAUGCCAUCUGCUGCUGUUGGACCUUUGACUGAUCUUACUCCACACACUACUCAAAUGGGAUUAGCAGGAUCAAAUUUUCAAGCGGCGCUGCCUCUUUAUCAACCUGGAGGGAACAUGGGGUCAUGGGGGGCAUCGCCUCCACCUCCAGCUGUUAAUGGCGGUGGGCUUGCUAUGCCAAUGUAUUGGCAACGAUACUAUGCACCAGCAAUCAUUGCUUCGGCCUUCUCCAGGGCUGUCAGUGCCUCCUUCCAUGCAGCAACCAAUGCGGUAUCCUAAUUUUAAUGCUCCUUUGCCUACUGGCCCCAC
Hibiscus syriacus is the source of this 566-nucleotide messenger RNA. Its product is annotated as protein decapping 5-like. Gene Ontology annotation, molecular function: mRNA binding. The coding region runs from base 39 to 536 and encodes 165 amino acids. Lineage: Eukaryota; Viridiplantae; Streptophyta; Magnoliopsida; Malvales; Malvaceae. Gene Ontology annotation, biological process: P-body assembly; cytoplasmic stress granule assembly. Gene Ontology annotation, cellular component: P-body. The transcript is spliced from 3 exons. The record is from RefSeq and is a predicted model, not a curated record.